Molecule: messenger RNA, 708 nt
Organism: Spodoptera littoralis (African cotton leafworm)
Lineage: Eukaryota; Metazoa; Arthropoda; Insecta; Lepidoptera; Noctuidae
Source: the annotation of a GenBank genome assembly
AUGAAUGAUAACAAUGAAGUCUUCAGUAUAAAUUACAAAAAAUCUUUACAAUAUUGGGCAGAUAUACCGCCUACGGUCGAUGGAGUACUCGGGGGAUUUGGAUUUAUUUCAAAUGCGGAUAUAGAAGGAUCUGAGCUUUUCCUGAAGUCUUUACUUUCCUCAGAGAAUGCUCCUUUAAAUAAUGUUGCACUAGACUGUGGUGCUGGAAUUGGUAGAAUAACAAAAUAUUUAUUAAUACCACAUUUUGAAUCAGUUGAUGUGGUUGAACCAGAUGAAAAAUUUAUUAAUUCUAUUAAAGAAUAUGUGGGUGAAGUUGCAUCAAAACUGGGCACACUGUACAAAGUCGGUUUACAAGAGUUUGUUCCUGUAAGAAAAUAUGAUGUUAUUUGGAAUCAGUGGGUACUAGGGUACCUCACUGAUGAAGAUUUAGAAGCUUAUCUCAAACGAUGCAGAGAUUCACUAUCCGCUAAUGGGAUAAUAGUUGUAAAGGAAAAUGUUACUUCUUCUGGGAAAGUUGAAAAGGAUUCUACUGAUUCAUCAGUUACAAGAUCUUUUAAACAAUAUAUUAAAAUAUUUAAGAAAUGUAAUUUGAAAAGAAUUAAGCAAUGUAAACAAGCUAACUUUCCAAAUGGAAUAUAUCCGGUAUAUAUGUUUGCAUUAGUACCUAAUAAUAAGGAAAUAGAAAAAUCUAUGGAUCAUAGUAAUUGA